Messenger RNA from Salpingoeca rosetta, 3114 nucleotides. RefSeq lists its product as uncharacterized. Gene Ontology annotation, molecular function: protein binding. The coding region runs from base 1 to 3033 and encodes 1010 amino acids. The record is from RefSeq and is a predicted model, not a curated record. The transcript has 32 exons. Lineage: Eukaryota; Choanoflagellata; Craspedida; Salpingoecidae.
AUGGCAACCACCAACCCACAGCUGUACCUGGCGUGGCUUCGGAAUGCCUGCACGCAAACCACCAUCUCCAGCAUCCAUGACUUUCAGGAUGGGAGGAAGCUCUUGGCCUUGGCAGAGGACUUGACCGGCCUUCCGUCAGGAACACCAGAGACUGGUACCAGCAAGAUCCACAACAUCAACAACUGCCAUCGAGCGCUGAGGCUGUUUGAACGGUCUGGAGUGGACACAUCUUCCUUUGCAGCUGAAGAGUUUGAUGCCUUCAACGAGAAGAAGAUCCACAGCUUCAUCUGGCACUUGAUCAGGCGAUUCUCCUUUGACAAGCAAGAUGAGCAAUCUGACUUUGACACGGAGCUGUUGCGCUGGGUGCAAUCCAAGGUGCAUCGUCGCAUGAGCGUCCCUGACCUCAACCCAGGCACCUUCCGAGACGGCCUUGCGCUGGUGGCACUGCUGGAAGCAUAUCAUCCAACGCAGAUCGACUGGGAGAACACGACGAAGAUGUCGACGGCAGAGCGUGUGCAUAUGGCGUUCGAUCUCAUGCAAGCCCUCGGGUUCCCAAGCACACAAUACGCAGCUGACGACUUUCUUGGCCCGGACACUUCGAAGCGGGACAUCGCCACGCUCCUCGCCACCAUGUUCAACUUGCUUGAGAUGUCAUCGCGCGGUGCCCCGAGUCCGCGAAAGCUGGCCCGAAGUAGAGGAACACUCGAGCGCCGCAAACUCAAGCAAAGAGGGUCACUGCCCUUUGGAGUGACAACGCAAUCUCCAAAGGAUCUUGCAAUUCAGGAGAUGUUUCAACGCCACAAUCUUCAAGAUGCUGACACGUUCACAAUCGCAGAUGUUGCGCACUGCCUUGUUGACGCAAUCAACACAUCACCCGUAUCAUCCCCCGGGCCGGCGCAACGCGCUUACGACGAAGAGUUGAAGCGAAUGAUGACGUCAGAUGACUUCCAAGAACUGCUUGCGAACCAACUCGGGGUUUCCCCGCACUCUGCAUUUACCCGACAGGAGGUCACGCAUCUCCUCCAGGAAUGCAUUGACGACACAGGCGAGACGCAGCUGCCGUCCAUUGUAUCCGCGUGCGUUGGCGCUCUCCAGGACGCAACACGCUCAGCGCAGCACGCAGCAGCAAGCGCACGACAGCGCGCGCUUGAGCUUGAGGAAGAGGCGAAGAAGCAAGAAGUGGCAUUUCAGCAACGCUUGCACGACAACGACAUGGCGGCCCAGGGAAUCAAUGAAGAGGCGGAACGCGAGAUUACGGAACUGCAGGCAGAAUUGACGCAGACGCGAAGCAAGUGCAAGUCGUUGGAAGAGGCGCGGUCCCAGCUGAUUUCAGAAGUUGCCGCACUCAAGCAAGACCUGGCGGAGGGCGAUGAUGCGAAGCGCGCAGCAGCUGAUCUGCGACACGAAAACGAGGCCCUCAAGCGCGAGGUCGCGUCUGUUCGCAAAAGCGCGGAAACGGUGGAGACGAAGAAGGAGCGCCUGCUUGAACAUCUUCGCAGCGACGGCCAACGCCUUCGCCAACAAAUGCGCGCACAGGAGGCAACACUGCAGGACGUGCAGCACGAGCGCGAUGCCCUUGCCGAGGAAGUGGCGCGAUUCAAGCAGCUCGAGAGGGAAAACGCAAAACUCCGCCGACAGUCGCGUGAGUUGACGCAACAGCUGCGGGAUUCCCCCCUCACGAGCAGGAAAUCACUCGGCGCUCUCACUGACGGAACAGAGAGUGGAGCAGAGGAUUCGCUGUCGCUGGAGGAGGAGCUGCGCCAGGCGUCGAUGCCGCCGGCAGUCCGCCGACUCCCCUCCGCCCCGUCCGCUCUCGGCGCGAAGAGGCGAUCUGGUCUCUCCGCUGCACACGACCGUCUGACAAAGCAGAAGGAGGAACUGGAGGCGGCGUUCAAGGAGAAAGCGCAGGAUCUGUAUCGCACGCUGCAACAGCUGGAGGCAGAAAAGGACUUGUCAAAGCACUUUGAGUCCCUGAAUGCGCAACUGACGGACCAGCUUGCCCGUGCACGCGAAGACAUGCAAAACAUCCAAGAGAGUCUUGACGAGGAGCGUGCACGCCGCCUCUCCGUCGAGCAAGCGCUCUCUCAACUGCAGAACCAGCGAGACCAACAGCAGCAGCAACAGAGUCAGGGCCGUGAACCGCAGUCGUCACGAAAGGUGGACGAGUCGGCCGAUGCUCGUCCGGCACUCGUUGAUGACAUCAUGGCCGAUAUUGACCGCGAUGACACCAUGACCGAUCGUGAAAAGCAAACUGUGGAGUCGCAGCGAAAGCAGUUGGAGGAGCAAGCGGCGAGACUGGAAGAAUUGUCCACCGCGUACGAUCAGGCGAGAUCAAGCCUGGAGUCCUACGUGAACACCGCGCAGGUUGAGGUUGCUGUGCAUCGCGAAGUGCUUGAGCACGUGUACAGCGACGAGACAAGUGGAUAUCAACUCCAAACUGUCAAACACGAAAAGGAGAACCACCUGUGGUUCCGGACACCGGAUCAUCCGCAAGUGUUGCCAUCUUCGCUGUAUCCGUUCCAGCCAGAGGAGGACGAGCAACUCGUUGAGGCCGCACAGACGUCUCGGGACAACUGGCACCACGUGGCGUUUGCGGUGCCCGGACGGCUGGACUCUGAACUUCGGGAACGGUUUGUUGCACUUCAAGGCCACGCGGCACACGAGCGAGAUGCCGUGCUGGCCCGCCACACCCCACGCAAAUACUCCCAACCCCAGCACGAAGCGCAUGCAUACAGGCACCAGCACCCUCCACAGCACCACCGCGGCCACCGCAAAGGCGACCACGACGACGCAGACGGCUUUUACGACGCGUACGUGAUGGGCGAUGGCUAUGGCGGCGAUGAUGAGAUGUGGGAUUCGCGGCCAUCCACCGUCAGCGCAUACACGGACUGGUCAACACUCGAUGCUGAGACACCAACAUCGGGACUGCACGACGCCAUGAGCGGCAGCGACGGAACGGAAUCGAGCGAGGACGGCGCCAUCUUUGGAGACAACUUUGAUCCCAUCUUACAGCAGCACCUCGGGCUCAUCUGAUUGCCCACUCUGCUUGGUCGUGUGUGUGUGUGUGUGUGUGUGUGUGCGUGUGUGUGUGUGUGUGUGUGUGUGUGUGUCUUU